AUGCGUACUCUCAACUCCGGCAUUCUUUUUGCUUCGUUCAAACUCGCUUCAGGAUGCUUUUCCCACGUCGCACAGCAGUCGCAUUCCAUCGACUCCAUGCGUCGAUCAAUGUCGUCAGAAUUCAGCAAGACUGCGCUUAGAGACGUUCGCGUCUUUGAUGGAUCUUGCUUCACCCCACCACAAACUAUCAUUAUCGACAAGGGCGUCAUCUCGAGUAACACCGAUAAUAUUGAAACCAGCAUCAAUGCCACUGGACUAUUCCUUAUACCAGGACUCAUUGAUAGCCACAUUCACAUCUCCAGCACUAUCGGGCUCGAGGAAGCGACGUCGUUCGGGAUUACCACUGCGAUGAAUAUGGCAUGUGAAGAUUACAUGAUGUGCGAGUCGCUCAAAGGCCUCCCGGGUCUUUCUGAUUUCAGAACAGCCGGUAUCCCGGCCGUGGGCCCGAAUACCUCCCAUGCCGCCAUGCUGCAGCUGCCUCCUUCAAAACUCGUGACAGAAACCUCGAAUGCUACAGAACUUGUCGACUGGGCGAAAACCAAUGGAUCCAACUACUUCAAAAUUACCCUGGAACCCAAUGGCCCCAGUUACGAUCUUACCCGUCGCUUGGUAGCUGCUGCCGAGACAAACGGUCUGCCAGUCAUGGCCCACGCCUCAGACAUGGCGGCUUUCGAGCAAGCCGUGGAAACAAAUGUUGCUGGAAUACAGCACGUACCCCGCGACGGCAACUUGACGAACGAAUUGAUACAGCUGAGCAAGAACGCGAAUCAAUUCGUUACUCCUACACUCGCGAUUUUUGCUGCUGCAUUACAUCCGCCAAACCCAAUUUUCCUACAGUUUCUGAGUGCCAAUAGCUCUAGCAAUAGCUCCAGCAAUAGCUCCUGGGAAAAUGUUGUGCACAAUGUGCGUGCUCUUUACCAUGCGCGUAUACCCCUGCUUGCUGGAACAGACGCCGUUGGUACUAUUGCGCCCAAUGUCUCGAUUCCGUACGGAGAAACACUGCACAGGGAGCUAGAAUAUUACGUUGAUGAUAUUGGCAUGACUCCAGCCGAGGCGAUCAACUCGGCAACCAGACUUGCGGCAGAACACCAUGGAUUGCGUGACAGAGGGGUGAUUGAAGACGGUAUGAGAGCGGAUCUAUUGCUUCUAGAGAGUGAUCCUCUUCUAGACAUCAGGAAUACGAGAAAAAUUGUUGGUGUUUGGGCGGGUGGUCGAAAAUAUGAAGGGUAG
This is a messenger RNA of Periconia digitata, 1230 nucleotides long. The record is from the annotation of a GenBank genome assembly. NCBI's taxonomy places the organism in Eukaryota, Fungi, Ascomycota, Dothideomycetes, Pleosporales, Periconiaceae.